Molecule: messenger RNA, 2094 nt
Organism: Oncorhynchus gorbuscha (pink salmon)
Lineage: Eukaryota; Metazoa; Chordata; Actinopteri; Salmoniformes; Salmonidae
Product: calcium/calmodulin-dependent protein kinase kinase 1-like
Exons: 17
Coding region: 116-1585 (489 amino acids)
Biological process (GO): CAMKK-AMPK signaling cascade; activation of protein kinase activity; protein phosphorylation
Molecular function (GO): ATP binding; protein kinase activity
Source: RefSeq, a predicted model, not a curated record
GAAAGUCCUGAUCUGAGACUCAAAGGGGUUUUCUCUCUUAAACAUCAGCAGAACAGACCAUGAAGCUCAUCCACACUGACAGGCAAUGUAGGAUCCACAAGCUGUGUGGACAGCCAUGAGUGAAGACACUGAUGGACUGGCAGAGCUGGACUCUGAGCACAAUGCAGAGCUGGCCGACAUGGUGGCCGCCAUGAGCAUGGCAUCCAACCGGAUGACCCCUCCCAACAGUCACCGAAGGCCCCCUGCACCAGCGCGCCGGAAGCUGUCAUUGUCAGACAGGAAGCUAUCAUUGCAGGAGCGAUCGACCCAGCCGCGAGAGGCCCGACAGCCCACCAUCGAGUCCAAGCGGGUGUCCAUCUCAGAUUCCCAGAAUUGUAUCCAGCUCAACCAAUACAAGUUGAAGGAUGAGAUUGGAAAGGGCUCAUAUGGGGUGGUGAGAUUAGCUUACAAUGAAGAUGAUGAACAAUACUAUGCAAUGAAAGUUUUUUCAAAAAAGAAGUUGAUGAAGAUGUGUGGAUUUCCUCGGCGUCCCCCUCCUCGAGGAGCCAGCACAGAACAGGGACUGCAACCCAAACCCCUGGGGCCACUGGAGAGAGCCUACCAGGAGAUCGCCAUCCUGAAGAAACUAGACCACCUUAACAUUGUCAAUUUGGUGGAGGUUCUCGAUGAUCCUGCUGAAGAUAAUCUCCACAUGGCCUUUGAGUUAAUGCCAAAAGGCCCAGUGAUGGAGGUGCCCUCAGACACUCCUUUCACAGAGGGACAAGCCCGCUUCUACUUCAGAGACAUCAUCCUGGGGAUUGAAUACUUGCACUACCAGAAGAUCAUCCACAGAGACAUCAAGCCUUCCAACCUGUUGCUGGGAGACAAUGGGCAUGUGAAGAUUGCAGACUUUGGUGUCAGUAACCAGUUUGAGGGGAGUGAUGCUCUCCUGUCCAGCUCAGCAGGGACUCCAGCCUUCAUGGCCCCUGAGAUGAUGACUGACCAUGAACAGAGCUUUACUGGCAAGGCCUUGGAUGUGUGGGCCAUGGGAAUCACCCUGUACUGCUUUGUCUAUGGGAAGUGCCCUUUCAUCGAUGAAUACAUCAUUGGCCUGCACAAUAAGAUCAGGAACAGGCCUGUGGAGUUCCCAGACAUGCCGGAUGUUUGCAAGGAGUUGAAGGAUCUUAUUGUAAGGAUGCUGGAUAAAAAUCCUUAUACAAGGAUCACCAUUCCUGAAAUCAAGGAGCACCCGUGGGUGACGGAGGAUGGCACUGACCUUCUACCCCUGGAGGAGGAACACUGCACCGUGGUGGAGGUCACUGAGGAGGAGGUCCAGAACUCUAUCAAACUCAUCCCCAGUCUGUCCGCUGUGAUCCUGGUGAAGUCCAUGCUGAGGAAGAGGUCCUUCAGUAACCCAUUUGUGUGUCAGAACAGGAGGGCAGAGAGGUCCAUGUCUGCUCCAGGAGGAUUCCUUGCAGACUCUUGGGGGAUUUUGGAAUCCAAGGUUCAUCCUUCGUUGAGGAAAUCAAGCAGAGUCGCAGAGUUGGAUGGAAACGUAGAAGGAGAGUUGGAGGACCUUACUGAAGAUGAUGGUACAUUUGCAUAGGCCUGCUGGUAAACCUGCUCCCACACCAUUCUUUCUUUGUUUUUUUGUUUUUUUCUGAUUGACCUGUUUAAAUUAAAGGACAGACCUGUUUAAAGAAAACUCUUUGCUGUAUCUUCACAUAAUAUGUAAUAUUAAUGUAAUGUAUUUGAAGAAAGAUCCAAAUGAAAGAGCUCACCCCGAUACAGUCUUUUAGAAAGAUUAGUGAUAAACCUUUAUAUAUCAUAUAAUAACAGUACAAACCAUGUGUUAGUUUUUAAAAACUUUUGUCUUAUCCCAACUGCAUGUUGUUUGUGUCUGUUGUUAACAUAGGGUUCAUUGUCUAUUCAUGACUGUACUCUUAAUAGUCUGAAUGCCUUUUGUAUGGUUAGCUCUGUGUUUCUACAAAUAUUACACCUAUGUGCUCAGCUGAAAUGUGGUUGUUACAAUGCAAAUAUUUACCAUCCUAAAGAAGUCAUUUUUGCAUGCUUUCAUACAGUUGAUGUUAACGAUAAUUAAAGUUAGCAAAUGAA